AUGAGGUUUGAACGUGUUAUGCUAGAUUUAGGAGCAUCCAUUAACGUCAUGCCUGCCUCCAUUUAUGAAUCAUUGAAUCUUGGUCCUCUUAAAGAUACCGGUAUUGUUAUACAACUUGUUGAUAGGUCUAAUACUUACCCUAAAGGGGUUAUUGAGGAUGUUUUGGUGCAGGUUAACCAACUCAUAUUUCCGGAGGAUUUCUAUGUUCUUGACAUGAUGGACGAAGAUUCACCAUCGUCUACCCCCUUGUUGUUGGGUAGACAAUUCAUGCGAACCGAAAGAACAAAGAUAGAUGUUUUUAAAGGCGCCCUAACUAUGGAGUUUGAUGAUGAAAUCAUAGGUUUUAAUAUCUUUGAGGGUAUGAGAUAUCCUAGUGAUGUGUAUUCCUGUUUUUCAAUUGAUAUUACUGAUUCUCUAGCUCAACAGAUUUUUGAAUUGAAUGGUGAUGAUGUUUUAGAAAACACCAUAAUGGAGGGUUUAGGUUAUGGAAAAUACAAAGACCUUGAAAGUGAAUUGUCUAUUUUUGAUGAGCUUAAAGAGGCUGUUUUAGCUCUUAACUCAUUACAAGAAGUUCCACAAAAGUAUAAUGCGUCUUAUGUUUCUUUGCCACUUACUAAUGAGAGACUUUUAUCGUCGAUUGUGCAGGCACCUAUUCUUGAGUUGAAACCUCUUCCGGAUCACCUCAAAUACGUAUAUUUAGGUGAUAAGGAAGAGUUUCCGGUGAUCAUUGCCAAAGACCUUACCCAGGUGCAAGCGGAGAAACUUGUUCGAGUGUUAAAAGAGUACAAGUCUGCCAUUGGGUGGACCAUUGCCGAUAUCAAAGGAAUCAUCCCUUCCACACGUAUGCACCGAAUACUUCUUGAGGAGGGGGAAAACCAACAAGAGAGGCUCAACGACGCUUGA
This is a messenger RNA of Papaver somniferum (opium poppy), 903 nucleotides long. RefSeq lists its product as uncharacterized. The transcript has 2 exons. The record is from RefSeq and is a predicted model, not a curated record. NCBI's taxonomy places the organism in Eukaryota, Viridiplantae, Streptophyta, Magnoliopsida, Ranunculales, Papaveraceae. Bases 1 to 903 code for a protein of 300 amino acids.